AUGUCCAGCCUUGGUGAACGCAAUGAGCUUGAGGUCUCCGUUGAAGAUGACUUGAACGCAAUACAUGGUUAUAAAGGGGCUUUGAACAAUCCAAAAGUCACAGAUAAAGCCAAGCAUCAUGCGGCAGAUAUCAUUGGAAACGAAACUGGGUGGAGUCCGCCUCUUCAUCGCUUUUCUGGUGCCUUUGGUGAUCACUGCAGAGACUGA
Molecule: messenger RNA, 207 nt
Organism: Penicillium nucicola
Lineage: Eukaryota; Fungi; Ascomycota; Eurotiomycetes; Eurotiales; Aspergillaceae
Product: Con-6 family protein
Exons: 2
Coding region: 1-207 (68 amino acids)
Source: RefSeq, a predicted model, not a curated record